This is a messenger RNA of Emiliania huxleyi CCMP1516, 321 nucleotides long. RefSeq lists its product as hypothetical. The transcript has 4 exons. The record is from RefSeq and is a predicted model, not a curated record. Lineage: Eukaryota; Haptophyta; Isochrysidales; Noelaerhabdaceae. The coding region runs from base 1 to 321 and encodes 106 amino acids.
AUGCCGCUCGUGCUCAAGUUCAGCAACCCAGGGGUCAACGCGCCGCACGGCGCAGUGGCUAGUUCCAUUUCACUGUGGCACAGCUCGCGUUACAAAACCUUGAUUUUGACCAUUUGCGCCAUUUUGUCCCUCUCGGACACGGUCUCGACGCGCUCGGCUGCCACGACGAGGUCGAGCACGCUUCUAUACGCUCGCCCAGCCUUCCUUUCCAUCCCAUUAGGCAGCCUGGGAACGGUGGCGGCUGACUUUGAGGCACCAUCAUCGGACGAUGUCGACGAGUUGGGUCGCUCUCGCGGUAGCCAGAUGACCCUCCUAUGCUAG